Lytechinus variegatus (green sea urchin) is the source of this 4818-nucleotide messenger RNA. Its product is annotated as myosin light chain kinase, smooth muscle-like. Gene Ontology annotation, molecular function: protein binding; protein serine/threonine kinase activity; ATP binding. The coding region runs from base 285 to 1577 and encodes 430 amino acids. The transcript is spliced from 12 exons. Gene Ontology annotation, biological process: protein phosphorylation; intracellular signal transduction; positive regulation of apoptotic process. Gene Ontology annotation, cellular component: nucleus. The record is from RefSeq and is a predicted model, not a curated record. NCBI's taxonomy places the organism in Eukaryota, Metazoa, Echinodermata, Echinoidea, Temnopleuroida, Toxopneustidae.
GGGAAACAUGCUCCCUCUAAACCUCUCCAUUCCUUUAGACACACGCAAACACUAUUUCUAUAGGCGAUACAUACGGGCCUAUGCAGCCUGCCAUUUUUUAGCUCCUCCCAUCGACCCCAGCGCUCGCAAAGCAUUAUGGGAUCGUGAGAUUUCUCUGUGUCUCUAUCAGGACGUACGCGAGAAAGGGAACUCCGUUCAGUUCAGGCGUGGGGAAGUAUCUUCGGCAAAAGCCCAACACUUUCAACUGCAUCCUUUUCUUCUUUUCUGGAUAAGAUAAAGUCAAGAUGCCUGCUGAACCCCCUGAACCGCCGGCAGACAAGCCCUUUGCCGCGAAGUGCACGAAGGACACCAUCAACCUGGUAUGGGCUGGCACCACCUAUGAUGGCGGAAGUAUUGUGACGGGCUACCUUGUAGAGAUGAGCGACGAUGGUGGCAAGAAAUGGAAGAAUGUCGCCGAUAACGUAUUCAGUACUAGCUAUGCCUGCAAGGGGGUUAGUGACAGCAAGAAAUAUCAAUUCCGGGUCAGCUGUAUAAACGCCAUUGGAAAGUCGAAACCCAGCGCCAUCUCGGAUCCAAUCCAACCAUCUGAAAACGCUGACGAUGAACUGGACGAAGAAAACGAGCCUGAUGAAGCAGCAUUCGAGCCCAGGGACGUGAAAGUUCAAUCUAAGAAUGUCAAAGAGUCGUAUGAAAUCAGAGAGGAAUUGGGAAAAGGAAAAUUCGGUACUGUAAAUAAAUGCGUGGAAAAGAAGACGAAAAAGAUUUUGGCUGCGAAAUUCAUCAAAGCUGAAAAACCAGAAGACAAGAAAGAGGUGGAACAUGAAAUUGAAAUUAUGAUGAUUCUCCAGCAUCCCAAAUUACUCCAACUUUACGAUGCAUUCGCAAGCGGACCGAACAUGGUUAUGAUUCUCGAAUAUGUUUCAGGAGGAGAAUUAUUCGAUCGCGUAGUCGACGAGGAAUUCGAAUUGACGGAGGCUGUAGUUGUUUUCCUGAUGAGGCAAAUAUGUGAAGGAGUCAAGUUUAUGCAUGAAAAGAAAGUUCUACAUCUAGAUAUGAAGCCCGAGAAUAUCCUUUGUGUAAGAAAAAACAGCAACAAAAUCAAAAUCAUCGACUUCGGUCUUGCCCAGAAAUAUACUAAAGGACUACAGGUAUCAUGCGGAACACCGGAAUUCCUUGCCCCGGAAGUGGUUUCAUAUGAUGAUGUCGCUUACGGAACAGACAUGUGGAGUGUGGGUGUCAUCUGUUAUAUCUUAUUGAGUGGAUUUUCACCGUUCAUGGGUGAUAAUGAGGGAGAGACGAUGAGUAAUAUCCUCAAAGUUGAAUGGGAUUUCGAUGACGAGUGCUUCGACGAAAUUUCAGAUCUUGCAAAGAAAUUCAUUGAAAACCUACUGCAAGAAGAAAAGGAUGAUAGACUGUCAGCUAAACAAUGCUUAGAAGCUGAAUGGCUAACGAAGAAGAAUGUAGGUACUGGUGCAGCUCUAUCUAAGGCUAGGUUGAAGAAAUACAUCAUCAAGAGGAGAUGGCAGAAAGCUUUCAAUGCUGUAAGAGCCAUGAUACGUGUAAAGCGAAUUAUCUAAGUGACAUCACCACUGAUUUCAACACGCGUUUACAAGAACGAGCGAGUGAGAUUGUACAAUGAGUAUUUCAUCAGUUGUCAUGGAUACAUUCUUCGGCACAAGACCCCGCCCACCUACUCAGAAAGGGCCGGAUUCUUACUGCACUUGUCGUCCAAAGACAAUAUAAUUUCAACCGCUGAUGGAGUUCCUUCUUCCAAUAUUAGAACGGACGUGGAGGCAUUCACUUUGAAGUCAGGAUGGCGGCAAUCGGAAUGAAACGAGAUGAGAAACAGAUUUAACAUAUUCCAUUUCUUAGGAAACAAAAGUGACUUUGGAUCUCUGCUAUUAGAUCAAAUCUAAAACUCCUAUCAUGUACUUAUGUAAUCAAUUUCAACCAACACGCUAACCUGACUUGAAAAUGUUUGCCAGUUUUUAUUUUUGAAGUUGACAUGUCGAGCACAAUCGAUUUUCUUAUUGCCAGGAUGAUUCGAUGUUGUUAUUAGCUUUAUUAUUUAAAUAUUAUCUUGUGAUGGAUGAGGAGUAUUCAUUUUGAUUGAGGGAUCGAUCUCUCAUUAAUUCCAAGGCCUUGUUACCCCAAAACUCAGUAAUUAAUUUAUGAUGGAUUUUUACGAUUGAUUUCAUUGGUAGUUAUAUUAUCACCGAUCAAUAUUGGUACACUGUAUUACGGAGAUAAGAAUGCGAUAAUUGUCAAACAAAUUAAUUAUGAAGAAUAAAAAAAGCUAUCAUAAUGAUUUAGUUGGAGAGAAAGAGAGUACGGUUUAAAGUACAAUAUUGAGGGAGCGUGACAUUUUCAGAGGGAGAGAGAGAGGGGGGGGGGGGGGGUAAAGGAGACGGGCUGGUAAAAAAAGUUUCAUGCUCAAUUAUAUAUGAUAUCCCAAAUAUUUUCAAUCAUUGGUCAAUAUUGAUGUUCAAAUCCAUUACCCAAAACAUGUUUAUAUUUAAUUACCAGAUAACAUUUGGACAAGCAUUACGAGUAUCAUUUUCAAACUUCUGGCAGUUUCCUGCCUUAAACGACGUUCAGCAUUUUGAUGCUUAAAAUUUGAGAUGGCUAACUUUGGAAGACCUUUCCAACAGUUAUUUAAUUGGAACUGUUUAUAAAGAGGAGAGGGCUUGUCUGAACAGUAAUGUUCUGAUAAUAAUGAUUUGAAAUGUGUUCAGUGGAUUUUCCCCAUGUAUUUUAGUGGUUCGUAUUAAGAAGUGCGGAUGGUCCACAAAACACGUACCUCUCUUUUUAUAAUGGAAUUUGCUAGAUGCAAAACUUUCCAUGAUUGAUUUAUUGAUUUACAUUUUGAUUUUAUUGCUCUUGAGCAAACUGAGUGAAAGACUAGAUUUUUUAAAAAUGCAUUUAUGAUUAAAUAUUUGUAUUCAACAGCUGUCUAAAUCUGAAAAUGCUAACAAUCCUGAAAUAAUGGCAUACAACAUUGUUUUAUUUCAACCUAUUUCAAUCUUUUUCAAUCUAUUUCAAUCUUUUCAACCAGUUUAAACCUUUUAUAAUGAUUCUAAUAAUAACACAUAACGCGUCAAAACGUGUAAAUGCCUUACAAGCGACUUUGGGUUUCAUCAUGACAACAUAACCCCCCACAUUUUUUUCUGAUAUUGUUUAAUUCGUCAUCCCCAUAUCUUUCCAGUAAUCAAUCGGAUGGAUACUGAAAAAACAACCCGAAAAACGCACGAAAUAAUUUCUUCUUUCCAUUGUUCUUUUGUUUUCUUUCAUAUUUUGUGAUGUAUUUUAUCAUUUUUACGUGAAAGUUAUAAAAAUCAUUAAGGGACAAAGUGAUUUUUAAAUGUGAAUUUGUGGUUUUGUAGAAAUUUUGUUGGAGUCUUCCAUAUCUUAGUGUGUAUUGAAUACCUGCAGCAAGUUAGAUGUCUCGAAACUUGAAUGUACAGAUUGAACUGAACAGAUAAUCAACAGGGAACAUUGUGCCAUAGAUAACCAUGUGCAUUAUAUGUUGUAGAAUUCUAUGUGAAAAUGAAACAUCAAAAUGUCUGUCUGAUAUUUUAAAGAAAAAUAUGAACAAAAAUUGCAAAACGAAAAAAAAAAUAAAGAGAGGAAGAGAAAAAAAAAUCAGAGGAUAAAAUUAUGACGCACAUGCUGUGUAGAUAGUCUCAUUUUCCCAGACCUGCACCGGUGCACGUAGGUAGAGAAAACGAUAGUGGAAUGCAUUGAGUACAUUACAGGUGUGGCUACUGUGGAAAGCCCCUCUAUAAAGGACUGAUUGAAGAAAAUAAAAUAUAAAGGGAACUCGAGAUCAAAGUUGGGCGAACUUUAAGGAAUGCUCUCUUUUAGCGGGCGACUAAAAUUUGAGUUUUCAACACCACGAAAGGAUUUUCAGCACAGUUUAUUACUAACUAAGGAUUUCGAAGGUUGAACAAAUCAGUGCUUAGCGGAGAUAAGUCAAGUUCCGAGUCAGGCAGGCGUGUCUAUUAAUGUUUUUAGUCAUUGCAUCUUGGCUGUCAGUCGCUGGAGGUGAUUGUAUCGCGUGAAUUGACAGUGUUUGAUAAAGGGGUUUUUCCACAACCAAUUAUCUAUUGAUAGAACUAUUAUAGAGUCUCAUUCCAACUGACUAUUGUAAUGAAUAUGAAAUAAUGACUAUGUGUAAUAGCCGGUAUUUACACACUUCUCUACUUUCUUGUAUCAGGCUUUUGGGUAUGCUGUGCUUCAUAUAACAUAUCUUUCUUAACAGUGAAAUAGAGAAGAAAAUUAUAUAUGUUUAUCUUUAUUUUGAAUAGUUAUUUCUCGAAUCAGAUGCCAUCAGUUUGUAAACGGAAGCCUAACAUCUGACACGGCCAAUGUCUAGUUGUACGCAAUGUAUUAAAAUGAUUGUAUAAAAAAACUGGCAAUGGUUCCUGGCUUACCCAAAUAAGUUUAUUUUAUACUGAGGUAUUCCGUUGAAGUUUUCGUGUACAUGUGAACAGACGAAGCGCAUCCUAUAUAACAAUGAUAAUGGCAGUUUAUCAACGGGAUUGAAACUAGAAUUUCUUGCAGUAUAGAUACUUGAUUAGUGUCACAUUUUUAGGUUGCGCUUGUUGUGCAUUUUUUGACAUUUUUUUCUUCAAAGAGAUAAAAGCCAGCUGGAAGGUAACAUAACGAAAGCCCCUUUUCUGGCAAAUGUAUAGUCAUCUUUAUACUUGUAUACAUUCAAUAUGUGCCUAUUUAUUAGAUAGAUAUGUAAUUUUGAAAAUAUUGUGUAUAAUAUAUCAAGUUUGGAAUAAAUGUCUAUACAGACAUUUUGUAACAUUA